Messenger RNA from Cornus florida, 2089 nucleotides. RefSeq lists its product as uncharacterized. The record is from RefSeq and is a predicted model, not a curated record. The coding region runs from base 250 to 1848 and encodes 532 amino acids. Lineage: Eukaryota; Viridiplantae; Streptophyta; Magnoliopsida; Cornales; Cornaceae. The transcript has 3 exons.
AGGCGUUUCUUGCACAUUCAGCAUUAUAUAGAACAACUUUCCUCUUGCAGGGACAAGAGCUUUCCUCUUUCAAAGAGCUAAGGAUUUUUUGUUUCUCUCUCUCUAUAUAUAUAUAUAUUUCUCUCUUUAGGAAAUCUCCUUGCCUUCCAUUUAUUCAUCUGCGAACCCUAGUCUUUUCCAUCUGUAUCACGAUCGAUCGAUCGCUCGCUCGCUCGCUCAAACCACGAAUCACAUUUUCGAUCUCCUAUUAUGGCUUCUGGAUCUUCAGGUCGUAACAAUUCGGGUUCGAAAGGGUUCGAUUUUGGCUCCGAUGACAUUCUCUGCUCGUACGAAGAUUACGCCAAUCAGGAGAGUUUUAAUGGUAGUCAAACCGAUCCUGGGCUCGGAACCAAUUCCCCCAAGGAUCUACCUAAAAGCAGAAUGGCUAGAUCACAUUUUCCUGCUUCCUCCUAUGGUCCACCAGAAGAAAGUUCUAGCCAAGAUGUGAUUUCUACUGUUGAAAAGACCAUGAAGAAAUAUGCUGACAAUCUCAUGCGUUUUCUUGAGGGAAUCAGUUCAAGACUCUCGCAAUUGGAACUAUACUGCUACAAUCUCGAUAAAUCCAUUGGAGAAAUGCGAUCUGAAUUAGUUCGUGACCAUGGAGAUGCAGAGUCAAAGCUUAAAUCUCUCGAGAAGCAUGUCCAAGAGGUCCACAGGUCAGUACAGAUCCUAAGAGACAAGCAGGAACUUGCUGAAACCCAGAAAGAACUUGCCAAGCUUCAGCUUGCACAGAAAGAAUCCUCUUCUGGGUCCCAUUCCCAACAGAAUGAGGAGAGAGUUGCACCACCAACAUCUGAUCCUAAAUGGACUGAGAACACAUCAGACAUGCACAACCAGCAAUUGGCUCUUGCUCUGCCCCAUCAAGUAGCCUCACAGCCUUCACUCCCCAACAGACCUGUUGAACAGCAGCAGCCCGUGGCACCCCUUCCACCUCCCCCACCUCAGAGUGUUUCCCAACCACAGGCGUACUACUUACCUCCAGCCCAUAUAUCAAAUCCCCCAGCCCAAUCACAACCAACCCAGGGUCAAUAUCUGCCAUCUGAUUCUCAAUAUGGAACUCCCCAAAUGCAAGACAUGUCUAGGGUGGCACCGCAGCCAGCACAAUCUCAAGUAAAUCAGACACCGCAAAUCCAACCAUUACCUCAGUUUCAGCAGCAGUGGCCUCAGCAGUUACCUCAGCAGGUGCAAGCACCUCAGCAGCCCUCUAUGCAACCGCAGAUAAGACACCCAUCAACUGCAAUAUAUCCUACUUACCUGCCAAGUCAACCUGCAAACCCCUCUCUUCCAGAGACAGUUCCAAACAGCAUGCCGAUGCAAGUACCAUUCUCGGGAAUUUCGCAACCCAGUGCAAGUCGUUCGGAGGCAAUGCCUUAUGGAUAUGGCGGGACUGGUAGAACAGUUCAGCCACAGCCUCCACCUCAGCAGCUCAAACCCUCUUUUGGAAUGCAGACUGGCGAUGGGUACACAGCUGCUGGAGCUCAUCCCACAACCUCUCCAGGGAACGCAUAUUUGAUCUAUGAAGGUGACGGGGGAAGGAUGCAUCAUGCACCCCAACAACCUCAAUUUCCACAAGGUGGCUAUCCUCCAACAAAUGUCCCUUCUCAGAAUCCCCGGCCCCCACAAUUCAUGCAUAACCAUCCCUACAAUGACCUGAUUGAGAAAUUGGUGAGCAUGGGUUACAGGGGUGAUCACGUUGUUAGCGUGAUUCAGAGGCUGGAGGAGAGUGGUCAGCCUGUUGAUUUCAAUGCUGUGCUCGACAGGUUGAAUGUGCACUCUUCCGGAGGUUCUCAGAGAGGAUGGUCUGGGUAAGUAAGUAUUCUGCAUCCAUCCUAAACCAUCCAUUUAUCACAGCAACCUCCAAUUGCCACAUCAAACAUCAUAUGUUUUUAGUUUAAUCUUUUGUCUAAUAAAGGAUAGUGUAAUUUGCUUGUAGUUGGUGUAUAUGGAUUAGAGAUACAAAAAGAUCACUGUAUAUUUGUGACUUGAUUCCAAAACUGCGUAAUUGGUUUUUAUUUACCAUGAUCAAGUUGAUUUACAAUUUGACUGACUA